This is a messenger RNA of Cucumis melo (muskmelon), 1430 nucleotides long. Its product is annotated as S-adenosyl-L-methionine:benzoic acid/salicylic acid carboxyl methyltransferase 2-like. The transcript is spliced from 3 exons. Gene Ontology annotation, biological process: methylation. The record is from RefSeq and is a predicted model, not a curated record. Gene Ontology annotation, molecular function: S-adenosylmethionine-dependent methyltransferase activity. NCBI's taxonomy places the organism in Eukaryota, Viridiplantae, Streptophyta, Magnoliopsida, Cucurbitales, Cucurbitaceae. Bases 91 to 1182 code for a protein of 363 amino acids.
CAUAACCAUAUCAACAAUUAAAUCUCUUCCCAAAACAAAACAAAAAAUCAAAUUUCACAACAGAAAAGAAAGAAAGAAAGACGAAUUAUAAUGGAGGUAGCUCAAGUUCUUCACAUGAAUGGAGGAGCUGGAGAUUUUAGCUAUGCUAACAAUUCCCUUCUUCAGUCGAAGGUGAUAUUGAUGACGAAGCCGAUUGUGGAGGAAGCGAUAAACAACUUAUAUUGCUCCAAUUUCCCAACAAAUUUCACCAUAGCCGAUUUGGGAUGUUCUUCAGGACCAAACACUUUAAUGGCAGUUUCUGAACUGAUUAAAGUAGUGGAAAAAAAUCGACAAAAACACAACAAAGAACCAAUUGAAUAUCAAGUAUUGUUAAAUGACUUACCUGGAAAUGACUUCAAUACAAUCUUCAAAUCAUUGCCUAAUUUCCUUGAAAAUUUGAAAAUGGAAAUUGGAGAUCGUGAUGUUGGGCCUUGUCUCUUUAAUGGGGUGCCUGGUUCUUUCUAUGGAAGACUAUUUUCUUCAAAAAGUGUGAAUUUUAUUCAUUCUUCAUAUAGUCUUCAUUGGUUGUCUAAAGUUCCAGAAGGGUUAGAGGAAAAUAAGAGAAAUAUUUAUAUGGUAAAUACAAGCCCAAAGAGCGUGGUGGAGGCUUACUAUAAACAAUUUCAAGAGGAUUUUGAAUUGUUUUUGAAAUGUAGGAGAGAAGAAUUAGUGAAGGGAGGAAGUAUGGUUUUAACACUUUUGGGAAGAAGAAGCCAAGAUCCAACUAGUAAAGAGUGUUGUUACAUUUGGGAGCUUUUGGCUAUGGCUCUUAAUGAUAUGGUCUCAGAGGGAAUUAUAGAAGAGGAGAAAUUAGAAAGUUUCAACAUACCCAAGUACAUGCCAUCACCAACAGAAAUGAGAAUUGAGAUCGAAAAAGAAGGAUCUUUUGUGGUUAAUCGCAUUCAAGUUUCAAAAGUGGAUUGGAAUAUUGUUUACAAUGAUAAUACUAACAAGGAUGAUAAUGGUGGGUAUUAUGUAGCCAAGUACAUGAGAGCUGUGGCUGAGCCAAUUCUUAUAAGUCAUUUUGGAGAAGCAAUCAUCGAUCAAUUGUUCUUCAGAUAUGGACAAAUCAUUGUAGAUCGAACGGCUAAGGAGAAACCUCAGUUUGUUAAUCUCACUGUUUCUCUCACUAACAUAAGGUAGUGAUUGAAAAUAUAAUCAAUUUGUUAAGAUAAGCUUAGCUCAACUUAUAUCUCUACGUUCCCAAAAAUAAAAUGUCACGAGUUCAAAUCCUCUAUCCAAAUUGUACUUGGAAACAUUUUCAAAAAUUAAUUGCUCAAAUAUUUUGUCGUUAAAUUACGUAGUCAUUAUUGUGUGUCUUAGUAUGGUAUAUAUGUAUAUGUACCUUAAGCUGACAAAAAUGUGUUAAAGUCAGAUUUUGCUUCAAUUUU